CCCCUGCAAGGGGGGGAAAUCGGCAUCUCCACGGACAGUGAAUGGGCGGAACCCUUUUCCAAGGACCCUGAUGACGUGGCAGUUGCUGAUAGGCGCAUGCAAUUCAACCUCGGAUGGCUGUUGCAUCCCAUAUUUUUUGGCACCUAUCCACCCGCCAUGCGCCACUAUGUGGGCCCUCGCCUGCCCUCCUUCUCCCCCUUACAAGCUGCCUCGCUUAAAGGCAGUGUGGAUUUUGUGGGCCUCAACCACUACACGUCCAGAUACAUUGCACAUGCAGGCCCCAGCGAGGACGGGUACAAUGCACAUGCCGAUGCGCAGCGGGGGAAAGAGAAAGGCAGGCUGUGGAGCUACUUCGAUAAUCAGCAUGCACUGCACUCACAUGGCAGUUGAAUGUGAUGGCCGCUUGAUUGGCCAGCAGGCGGCGUCACCAUGGCUGUACAAGGUACCAUGGGGCUUUGAAAAGCUGCUCAUGCACAUCACCACGACUUACAACGCACCUCCCAUCUAUAUCACGGAGAAUGGUCUAGAUGAGGAGGACGACCCGUCGCUGCCACUCCACGUGGCCACCAAUGACCCACAUCGGAUCCGCUUCUACCACGCGUAUCUCUCCCACCUUCUCGCCGCCAUCAGGCAAGGGGCGGACGUGAGGGGGUACAUGGCAUGGUCGUGGAUGGACAACUUCGAGUGGCAGAUGGGGUACUCACGCCGCUUUGGCAUUGUGCAUGUGGACCGCAGCACUCAUGGGUUGAAGAGAACACCCAAAGUGUCUGCGCUCUGGUGGCAGAGGCUCCUCUCGGGGAUGCCUGUGCAUGGGUCCUAG
Molecule: messenger RNA, 820 nt
Organism: Closterium sp. Naga37s-1
Lineage: Eukaryota; Viridiplantae; Streptophyta; Zygnematophyceae; Desmidiales; Closteriaceae
Source: the annotation of a GenBank genome assembly